This is a messenger RNA of Apis laboriosa (Himalayan honeybee), 1139 nucleotides long. It is a transcript of the gene Noa36, whose product is annotated as zinc finger protein 330 homolog. The record is from RefSeq and is a predicted model, not a curated record. The coding region runs from base 123 to 1139 and encodes 338 amino acids. Lineage: Eukaryota; Metazoa; Arthropoda; Insecta; Hymenoptera; Apidae. The transcript has 6 exons. Gene Ontology annotation, cellular component: nucleus. Gene Ontology annotation, molecular function: zinc ion binding.
UAGCAUGAUAAUAUUUAAUAUUUAUGUUAAAAAUUUUCUUUAUAUAUUUUUAAGUGACUAAGUAAUAUAAGUGAAUAAAUAAAUAUAAUAAUUAUACUUUAUUAUAUAUAAAAUUUUGUAAAAUGCCGAAGAAAAAGACAGGACAAAGACGAAAAGCUGAAAAACAAAAAUUAAGACAAAAAGAAAUUAGAACUGCGAAAGAUCAAUUAGAUUUAGCUAAAUUUCCUUGUAAUGCAGUAAUGGAAUGUGAUAAAUGUGGUAAAAAACAAAAAAGUAGAGCCUUUUGUUACUUUUGUCAAACUUUACAACGAUUACCAAUGUGUGCUCAUUGUGGAAAAAUAAAAUGUAUGCUCAAAACUGGAGAUUGUGUUGUUCGUCAUCCUGGAGUAUUUACUAUUGGUUUAGGUAUGGUGGGAGCUAUAUGUGAUCAUUGUGAAGCAUGGAUCUGUCAUGGAAGACGUUGCCUUACAACUCAUGCAUGUAUAUGUCCAUUAAUAGAUGCAAUUUGUCAAGAAUGUGAAAGAGGUGUAUGGGAUCAUGGUGGUAGAAUAUUUCGAUGUUCAUUUUGUAAUUGUUUCCUUUGUGAAGAUGAUCAAUUUGAACAUCAAGCAUCAUGUCAAGUUUUGGAAGCAGAAAGUUUUAAAUGUCAAUCAUGCAAUCGAUUAGGACAAUAUUCUUGUUUAAGAUGUAAAACAUGUUAUUGUGAAGAUCAUAUUCGAAGAAAAGGAUUUAAGUAUGAAAAAAACAAACCAAUUCCUUGUCCUAAAUGUGGCUUUGAAACAUCACAAACAAAAGAUCUUAGUAUGUCAACAAGAAAUCAUAAAUUUGGUAGACAAAAUCAAGGUAAUACAUAUGAAUAUGAUAAUGAAAGUGGAUAUAAUUAUUAUGGAAAUCAAUCUCAAAACUGUAUUCCUGAAAAUUAUACUAGUUAUCAAGAAAAUGAAAGUGAAGAUGACAAUAAUGAUGAUGAUGAUGACGAUGACGACGACGACGACGACGACGACGACGACGACGACGACGACGACGACGACGACGAUGACGAUGACGACGAUGAUGAUGAUGAUGAAGAUAAUGAAAAUGACAACGAUGAUGAUGAAUCAAUAAGUGAAAAUGAACAAAAUUGCAAUAAUAAAUUAUAA